AUAUAUACAUAGACCCAUUGCACCUUUCUUGUUUAUUUUUAUACCUUUCAAAACAGUUUCCUGCAAACCAACCUUUGGAUGGCCACCAAAUUCCUUUCACCAAAACUGCUUCAAAAGAACCUCCCUUUCUUCCUCAGGCCACUCAACUCCACCACCUCCUCCUCCUCUCUAUCCGCCGUUGAAUCCUUAAACCUGACCGGAAAACCUGAACCCACCCCCCCCACCACCACCACCACAGAGAGACCAACAUCAAUCUUGGAGUUGAAUGAUCAUAAGAAACUCUUUCAAACCAUAUCAACUUCAAAACUUGUGCAUGCGUCUUUUGUUCUCCGAAUGGCGGCUUUAGAACCGGUUGUUGAUUUUGGGAUGUGGGUUAUGAAUUCCAAGCUGAUGGAGAUGGAUAGUAUACGUGAUGUUGUGUUAAAGUUUGUAAGGCAUAGUUUUUAUGAACAUUUUUGUGGUGGUGAAGAUACUGACGAGGCAGGGAAGUAUAUUAGAAAAAUUAAUGAGUCUGGUUUAAGGGGUAUGCUUGAUUUUGCCGUUGAAUUUACAAGUGAUAUUGAUGCUUGCGAUAGGAACUUUCUUGGGUUUCAAAAGACUAUUCAAGCUGCUAAAACUCUUUCUCCAUCUUCCGUGAGCUUUGUGGUAGUAAAGAUGACGGCAAUUUGCACACUCAAGCUGCUGGAGAGAGUUAGUGAUUUGUUAAGGUGGCAACAAACUGACCCUUCUUUCAAUCUUCCAUGGAAACAAAACACAUUGCCAAUCUUCUCUGAGGCUAGCCCUUUAUAUCACACGCUUGAAAAGCCAGAAUCUUUAACCCCAGAAGAAGAAUGUGAACUCCAAUUAGGCCAGCAGAGACUAUUGAGAUUAUGUCAAGAAUGUGUUGAUGCCAAUGUCCCGUUAGUAGUAGACGCAGAGCACACAGCAAUUCAACCUGCAAUUGAUUACUUUACAUACUCCUCUGCAAUAAUGCACAACAAAGAUGAUAAUCCUGUUGUGUACAACACGAUUCAGGCCUACCUGAAGGAUGCAAAACAGAGAUUGUUACUGGCAACUAAAGCUGCAGACAAGAUGGGCGUUCCCAUGGGGUUUAAGCUAGUGAGAGGUGCUUACAUGUCAAGUGAAAGAAAAUUAGCCUCUGCCUUAGGCUAUGAUUCUCCCAUUCAUAACACAAUUCAACAGACACAUUCUUGCUAUAAUGAUUGCGCUUCGUUCUUGCUGGAUACGAUUACUAAUAGCUCCCAUGGAAUCAUUCUUGCAACCCACAACGUUGAAUCAGGAAGAUUGGCUGCCAAAAAAGCCCGAGAAUUGGGAAUCAGGAAUGGGGAUCAAAAGCUUGAAUUUGCACAGUUAUAUGGAAUGUCAGAAGCACUUUCAUUUGGUCUGAGAAAUGCUGGUUUUCAAGUAAGCAAGUACAUUCCAUUCGGGCCUAUAGACACGGUUAUACCUUAUCUUCUAAGGAGGGCUGAAGAGAACAGAGGGCUAUUAUCUGCUUCAAAUCUUGACAGAGAACUUAUGAUGAAGGAAUUGAACAGAAGGCUAAAAGCUGCAAUAUUCUGAAAUGAACAAAUUGCCUGCAAUUGUACUUAGUUCAGGACCACCCUAGUUCAUGGGGAUUUGCCUAGCUGUAUGAUCUUGUACAUAAUUGGAAACAAGUUUCCCAAUCCAUGAAUAAUAGAAUUAUUUUUUUUUGAUUG
Messenger RNA from Ricinus communis (castor bean), 1697 nucleotides. Its product is annotated as proline dehydrogenase 2, mitochondrial. Gene Ontology annotation, cellular component: mitochondrion. The transcript is spliced from 4 exons. Lineage: Eukaryota; Viridiplantae; Streptophyta; Magnoliopsida; Malpighiales; Euphorbiaceae. The coding region runs from base 79 to 1560 and encodes 493 amino acids. The record is from RefSeq and is a predicted model, not a curated record. Gene Ontology annotation, molecular function: proline dehydrogenase activity; FAD binding.